AUGAUGUUUCCUUUUUGCUCACUACUACUAUUGCUAUUAUCAUACAUAUCUUCAUCACUAAGUUUUAGUCCAGAAAUAUCAAUAUCGAUACAUGAUGAUUUUCCAGAAAUAGUAAGAUAUUUUGAUGAUUCAAGUAACAUUUUGACUUUGAAAAAUAAAAAAGCUUAUAUAUCAUAUGAUGAUGGGAAACUGUUUGAGCAAGUGAAAGGUAUUGAAGAAAAAGUGGUUCAAUUUGAGUUUGAUCCAUUUGUUAAAGAAAGAGCAUUCAUUAUAACUGCAACAAACAAUCAUUAUGUAACUCGUGAUAAAGGUAAAAAUUGGUCAAAAUUUGUAUCAAAUAUUUAUGAAUAUAAUGAAGAUGGAUUAGCUUCAAUACCGAAAAUGGAAUUUAAUGCCAAAAAUCCUGAAAUGUUAUUGAUAUCAAAUUAUCAAUGUCCUGAUUCUGGAGAAUAUAAUCAUAAAUGCCAACAUAUUUUCCAUUAUACAACUGAUGGAUUUAAAUCCAAGUCUCAAAAAUUACCUUUAAAUGCUCAUGUUUGUAGAUUUGCAAGAUCAAGUAAAAAUUCGGAAAUCGGAGAUGAAUCAACUAUAUAUUGUUCAGAAAAUCAAUUAAAUUCUCAUAAACAUAUAGUUCUGUCCAAUUUAUAUAGAUCAGAGGAUUUUUUUAAAAAUAAAAAAGAAAUCAAAUUAUCUGAAACAGGAAAUGGAGCAAUAAUUGACAUCAAAGUUGAAGAAAGUUUUAUGACUAUUGUUUCGAGAUUAGAUAAAUAUAGUGAACAUUCUAAAAUAAACUUAUAUGUGACAAGAAAUGGUGAUGAUUUCAAUAAAGCUGAUAUUCAAAUAGAUAUAAAAUAUGGAGUCAUGACAUUUUUAGAAUCCUCACCUUCGUCGUUAUUUUUAUCAGCUAUUGAUUAUAGUCAAGACAAAUCAAAAAUUUCAAAAUUAUAUAGUUCAGAUUCAUUAGGUUUAAGAUUCAAAGAAAUUUUAAGUAAACUUUCAUAUGUAAUGAAAAUUCAAUAUAUUGACGGAGCAUGGUUAGCAAAUGUUGAAGUGGAAGUUGAAGAUGAUGAUGAUGAACAAAAAUCCUUAUACGAUUAUUUAUUUGGUGGGAAUGCUGCGAAUGCUUUAAUUUCCAAGAUCUCUAUUGAUGAUGGUGAAAAUUGGCAAUUAUUAAAAUCAAAUGAUGAUCGUUGUAAAAUUGAGGAUGGUUGUUCAGUACAUUUAUGGACAUAUGGUCAACUAGGAGGCGAGGGUAAAUUUGAAACAGGUCCAACACCGGGAAUUUUAAUGGGUGUAGGUUCAGAAGGUAAACAUUUAGCUAGAAAUUAUGAUCAAAUGAAAACUUAUGUUUCAAGAGACGGAGGAUUAUCAUGGGAUCUUGCAUUAGAGAAUGCUUGCGUAACUUCAUCUGGUGAUAAGGGAAACAUUUUAAUGGCUGUUCCAUAUAAUAGUGUUGCUAAACAUGGACCAGUUGAUUAUUUCUAUUAUUCAUUAGACCAAGGUAAGAUUUGGGACAAAGUUAGUCUUGAAAAAGAGAUUUUUGUUAUUGACAUUCUCACUACUAUAGAUGGAACAUCUAAAAAGUUUGUAAUUGAUGGUUAUGCACCAAAUAGUAGAGGACAACCUAAGGAGAUAAUGUACUACAUUGACUUUGAUGGAGCAUUUGAUGGUAAAACAUGUACUGAUUCUGACUUUGAGGAAGUUUAUGCAAGACAAAAUGGAGAUGAUACACCUACAUGUGUAUAUGGUCAUAAAGAAAAAUUCAGAAGAAGAAAACAAGACGCUAAAUGUUUCGUUAAUCAAUUAUUUCAAGAUGUAAGAGUGUAUGAAGAUCCUUGUCAAUGUACUGAAAAAGAUUUUGAAUGUUCCUUGGGUUUUAAACCUAGUGAUAAAGGCGAUGCAUGUGUUCCAGAUCCUAAAAUGAUUACCAGUAUUUGUAAAGAAUCAGGCAAAAAUCAAAUUGAAAUUUUUGAUAAAUCUAAAAUUAGUGGAAAUUUAUGUGAUUUUGGAUCCAAAAAAAUUGAAGAUUUUGCUUCGAAAGAGACUUUUAAAUGUUCCGAUUAUACAAAACCAAAUGACGACAAUAGUGGUGAAAAAACGGAUAUUGUAGUUAGUAAAAAUGAAGUUGAGGGUCUCAUUACUCAAUAUGUUUACGUCAAUACGGAUGCUGAUGCAAAAAUUGCCGACAACAUUGUUUUGAAAACUAAUGAAGAACGUGUUUAUGUUUCUAAUGAUGGAGGUACUGGAUUCACAAGAGUUCCAGUUCAUGAUAAAAUUCUAGCAUUUUAUACUGGUUUAGUUCCUGGUCAAGUUAUUUUAGUCACUGAUUCGACUACUUUUUACUAUUCAAUUGAUGGUGGAGGAAUGUUCAGAAAAUUUAAAGCACCAAAUAAGCCUGUUGCAUCAUCUCCAUCACAAGUUUCAUUUCAUAAAACUGAUGAAAGAAAGUUCAUUUGGAUGGGCGGAGAUUGUGAAAGAAAUGAUAGAAAUUGUGAAGCAUCGGCUUAUUUUACGACAACAGGUGGAGAGAGUUUCAAAAAAAUUAUGGACAAUAUUAUAAUGUGUGAUUAUGUUGGACCGGUUUUUGAAAAAAGAAUUGAUAAUUUAAUUUAUUGUUCUGUUAAAGAAGAAAAUGGUAAAAAAUCAUUAUAUUCAAUUGAUGGUCUGAAGAAACCUGAUAAAAUAUUUGAUGACAUUGUAGGAUAUGCAAUUACUGGUCAUUAUGUUGUUGUUGCAAUUAUUAAAGAUGAUUCAUUAGAAGCUAAAGUUACUGUUGAUGGUACAACUUUUGCUGAUGCUGAUUUCCCUAAAGACUUAAAAGUUGGUAAACAUCAAGCAUAUACUGUUUUAGAUUCAAGUUCGAAUUCUAUUUUUAUGCAAGUUGAAACUAAUUUAGAACAAGGGUUUGAAUAUGGUUCAUUAUUGAAAUCAAAUUUAAAUGGAACUUAUUUUGUUUUAUCUUUGGAACAUGUGAAUAGAAACUCAGUUGGUUAUGUUGAUUUUGAUAGAAUUGAUAAUUUAGAAGGAACAAUUGUGGCAAAUGUUGUUGCAAAUUAUAAGGAUAAAAAGGGAACUAAAAAAUUACAAACUUUGAUUUCAAGAAAUGAUGGUAGUGAAUGGGACUUUUUAGCUCCACCAGUUGUUAAUUCAAAAGGUGAUAAAUAUCAAUGUAUUGGACAACCAAGAUCUAAAUGUGCUUUACAUUUACAUGGAUUUACCGAAAGAGCUGAUUAUAGAGAUACUUAUUCAUCAGGGUCAGCAGUUGGGUUUUUAAUGGGUGUUGGUAAUGUUGGUGAAUAUUUAACAGAUCUUGACUCAUCAUCAACAUUUUUGAGUAUCGAUGGAGGAAUUACAUGGAAAGAGGUUAAAGAUGGAGUUUAUCAAUGGGAAUACGGAGAUCAAGGAACUAUAUUAACAUUAGUUGAUGCUGUUAAAGAAACAGACACAUUAAUUUAUUCAUUGGAUGAAGGUAAAUCUUGGAAUGAUUAUAAAUUUACUGAUACUCCUGUUAAAAUAUUAGACCUUACAACAGUACCAACUGAUACUUCACGAAAAUUUUUGAUUUUAGCUGCUCAUCCAAAAGAAAGAAGAGAUACUUUAACUUUUUCAAUUGAUUUUACAAAUAUUUAUUCAAGACAAUGUCAAUUAGAUCUUGAUAAACCAAAUCAAGAUGAUUUUGAAUAUUGGUCUCCAUAUCAUCCUGAAGGUGAAGAUAAAUGUUUAUUUGGUCAUGAAUCAAUGUAUUUAAGAAGAGCUAUAAAUCAUAAUGAUUGUUUUAUUGGAUCAGCACCAUUGAAUGAAGGUUAUAAAAGAACAAGAAAUUGUUCAUGUACAAGAAGAGAUUAUGAAUGUGAUUAUAAUUAUCAACGUGAUAUAACUGAUAAUACAUGUAAAUUAGUUCCUGGUUUAACUGCAGAAGAUCGUAAAAAGGAUAUGUGUUCAAAACCUAAUGCAUUUCAAUAUUUUGAAAGUACAGGAUAUAGAAAAAUUCCAUUAUCAACAUGUGAAGGUGGAAAACAAUUUGAUUCCUUUUCUCCAAAACCAUGUCCAGGAAAAUCAAAAGAAUUUGAUGAAUAUUAUGGUAGAGAAGUUAAAGGUUCAAAAUUAUUUAUAGUAUUAUUUGUUCCAUUAUUAGUUUUCAUUUUUGCAACUUGGUUUGUUUAUGAUAGAGGUAUAAAAAGAAAUGGAGGAUUUGUAAGAUUAGGACAAAUUAGAUUAGAUGAAGAUGGAGAAGACGGUUUCAAUCCAAUUGAAAAUAAUCAAGUUGAUGUGAUAGUAAAUAAAAUUGUAAAAGGUGGUAUUUUUACAGCAGCAGUUAUAAUAGCAAGUUUUAAAACUAUUAGAAAAAUAGAUAAAUUAUUAAUUGAUAAAAUUGGUAAUAAUAUUUUUAAAAGACCAGGUAGAAGAAAUUAUGUUUCAAUACCUGAAGAAGAUGAUGAAUUAUUUGGAGAUUUUGAUGAAAAUGAUGAUAUUGAUGAUGAAUUAACAAAUGGUGUAAGAUUUAGUCAAGAUUUUUUCAGAGAUAAUAAUCAUGAAGAAAAUGAAGAUGCUCGAUCUUUUAAAGAAUCUGAUUUGGUUGAUUUUAAUGGUGAUAAAUCAAAUAAGAACAAUGAUCCAACAUCAACAAAUGAAAGUUUGUUUAAUAUUGACGAUGACGAUGAUGAUGAUGAGGAAGAGAAUGAAAAUCCACCGAAAAAGUAA
Lodderomyces pseudojiufengensis is the source of this 4701-nucleotide messenger RNA. It is a transcript of the gene PEP1, whose product is annotated as type I sorting receptor. Gene Ontology annotation, molecular function: protein binding. Gene Ontology annotation, biological process: Golgi to vacuole transport; Golgi to endosome transport; protein targeting to vacuole. Bases 1 to 4701 code for a protein of 1566 amino acids. The record is from RefSeq and is a predicted model, not a curated record. Gene Ontology annotation, cellular component: Golgi apparatus; membrane. The transcript has a single exon. NCBI's taxonomy places the organism in Eukaryota, Fungi, Ascomycota, Pichiomycetes, Serinales, Debaryomycetaceae.